AUGCUGUUCCAAUCUAUCUUCCUCGCCGCCGCCACUCUGGCGCCCGCAGCACUCAGCUGCCCCCAACACACAAAUGCCAAACGCCAUGUACACCUCACCACAAGACAACAAGUCAGUCCAGGCAAUGUGACCCAGAACGACUGGGCCUAUGAAGCGUCUUUCAACUGGGGAAGGAUCCACCCCGACUACCACCUCUGCCAAACCGGAACUCAGCAAUCUCCCAUUGCGUUAUCGCUUGGUAAUGGUCUCGCCCUAAACCACGUGCCUACUUUCAAGUACAACGGCAGCAUCGCUGGUAACUUCUACAACUGGGGUUACGGCCCCGCCUUCACCGUUGCACACGAUGAGAACGCAGCAGAGGAAGACAUUGACUGGACGACCCAUCCAAACUUCACCUACGACAACAAGACCGUCUACCUCAAGGGCUGGCACAUUCACGCCCCAGCCGAUCACUCUGUAGGUGGUGACCGUAGCAAAGCCGAGCUCCAUCUCGUCCAUGUCGACGCCUCCGGCCACGAAGCUGCCGUCUUGGCCAUUCGUCUCGACCCCGGUAACAACAACGCGACUUUCUUCGAGCAACUGCCUCCCAUGAUCGGUUACACAGAGAUGGGUACUGAGCAGCCUACCACCUUGGACUUCACAUCUCUGCUCCAGAGCGUUCUAUACUUCAACGAGUUCUGGACGUACCAGGGUAGCUUGACCAGCCCUCCUUGCUCUGAGGGUAUUCGCUGGUUUGUUGCCAGGCAGAUCGUCUUCACUGGUGUUGAUCAGAUGAGGGCUAUUCUUGGUGCCAGCACUUACUCUGCGAGGGCGGAGCAGGAGGUCUGGCAACACAGGAUCAACGAGUAG
This is a messenger RNA of Alternaria atra, 849 nucleotides long. RefSeq lists its product as uncharacterized. The record is from RefSeq and is a predicted model, not a curated record. Gene Ontology annotation, molecular function: zinc ion binding; carbonate dehydratase activity. The transcript has a single exon. The coding region runs from base 1 to 849 and encodes 282 amino acids. Lineage: Eukaryota; Fungi; Ascomycota; Dothideomycetes; Pleosporales; Pleosporaceae.